This is a messenger RNA of Lemur catta (Ring-tailed lemur), 4569 nucleotides long. It is a transcript of the gene PLEKHG7, whose product is annotated as pleckstrin homology and RhoGEF domain containing G7. The transcript is spliced from 16 exons. The record is from RefSeq and is a predicted model, not a curated record. Gene Ontology annotation, molecular function: guanyl-nucleotide exchange factor activity. Gene Ontology annotation, biological process: Rho protein signal transduction. Lineage: Eukaryota; Metazoa; Chordata; Mammalia; Primates; Lemuridae. Bases 65 to 2329 code for a protein of 754 amino acids.
UUUUUUCUCACUGCAAUCUCCCUGAUUUGCUACAGAUUCCACUGUCUGCUCUUCCUCACUAAAUAUGCAACGACCUGCUUGUGAUUCUCUGGAAAAGGGCAAAGAAAUGCCAGAGGAAGGGCGGCACUUGGAUGAGGAAACUGAGCAAGCCCAGUGUGGUCCGGAGAAGAGCAACUUGGACAAUGUCCCCUGGAAGCUUCCAGCAAUGGGUCCUGUUAGCUUCACGGGGAAGACGGGGUCAUCCUGCCCGGUGGUGCAACCCCCAGGCCACGGAGCCUGUCCUCAGCAGCCCCCCACGAGCCUGUGUAAGAAGCACUGUGAGAACCAGGGCGGCCUUCUCCAGUUUGACCGGCAGGCCCCAGGCCGCAUUUCCAUCUCUCCCACUCUGAGGAGAUUAAGGGACAGUGGCUGUGGGACUUUGCACUCGCUGCCCCAGCAACACGCCUUGCAGGUGCCCCCCUGGGGAAGCUGGAGAGAGCCUGUGGGCGCCACGUGCUCCCUUUCCAAGAGUCUGCCUGGGAGCCCAAAGGAUCCUCCGCACUCCCUACCGCCCUGGAGGCUUUGCUCAAGGUGGCCUUCCGGCCCUGAGAGGGCCCUCCACGCAGCUGACUCGUUGGAGCCCCAGAACGGCCCCUCUGACGAGCACGCCCUCCCCGAGCUUCCGCCCACGGACGGGGGCUGUCUUCACCAGGCCUCUCUCCCGGGGCGAGAAGGCCACUCCCUGCCCAGCCCCACACCACGGUGUCCUGGCCCUCAGGGAGAAGAAUCACAUCCUUCCAGGUUCUACGAGCACAGGCGAAGUUCUGUGGUGCUGAACUUACCCGGACUCGAGGUCUUCCCUGGGGACCUUCUGGUGUCAGAUGGAGCUGCGGAUUACCUGUGCCACCCACUUCUGCUGCUGAAUUCAGAAUCCAAAAAGCCAAGAUGGCCUUUCUCCAAGAGAGGAGUGCAGGGCAAAGACAAACACAAGCACGUAUCCGACCUGGAAAACUGCCUCUCCUCUGUGAAGAUUACCAACUUCAGAGGCUAUGAGUUCUACAGCUUUAAGGAUAAGACCUGGAAUGAAGUCAUGGAAACACAUCAAAAGCUUCCUACCGAUCAAUUAGACUUGAGAAAGCAGCAAGAGGCCGUGUGGGAACUUUUCACGAGUGAAUGCACUUAUUUCUUGGACCAUUUAUUAGUUCUUAAGAUGAUUUUUAUGAAUACGUUAAAAUAUCUGCAAACUCGUGAAUUUCUCCUGGAUGUGGAUUUAUGGAGACUCUUUGCAAACCUGGAGGAGUUAGCUCAGACAAGCCUUGGUUUUGUGAACAGUCUUUUCAGCAUCAUCAAGGACUAUGUAGAUGCUUCUGAGACUUCACUGUCGAUGGAUUUCAUCUCUGUGCUCACAAAGUAUUUCCGAGGGAACCUCUGUCAGAGCCACCAGACCUACUGCCUGAACUACUCAGCUGCUGUCUUUUAUCUUGACAGCCUGAGGCAGAGAGAUGACUUUGGAAUUUAUUUAAAAUGGUGUGAGCAGAACGAGCAGUGCGGACGUCUGCACCUGCCAGAGUUGCUGGUGGCUCCACUACACAGGCUUACUCGAUACCCACUGUUGCUGAAGAAUAUCUGGAAAAGGAGCAUAGACGCAGCUGAGAAAAUCAUGAUCUACUCCAUCAAGGAAAAGGUGGAAAAAUCAAUCCGGGAUCUUGAAGGAAAAGUGAAGUGGCUGGACAAUUUCCAAAAAUUUAGACAUCUACAGGAGAUUAUAGUGUGGCCUCCGCUUUGGGAUAGAGAUAAAAGGUUUUUCAUUCCAGAGUGUUUGAAACACAUUUUUAAAGAACACAUGGCAGAAAACGUCUUGUCACCAACCAACAGAAACCUUCUCUAUGAAGGCAAAUUAACUCUUGCAGAAAGCACAAGAUUCCUAGACGUUUAUCUGUUUCUCUUUGAUGAUUUCCUCUUAGUUACCAAAACCAAGCGCAACAAAAAGAAAGUUGGAGGCUCAGACACUGGUUUAAUGUGUCCUUCUCUGACUCUUGAGCUGCAAACAGUAAUAAAGGAGGGUGGUUCGUGUACAGUACUCGAUCAGCCUAUACCACUAGAUAGACUGGUUGUCAAAAGUAUUGAUCCACUCCACGUGUCAGUCUUUGGACUGAGAAAUGCUUUUCUUCUACAACACGAAAACAGAUAUCGACAGUGUAUAGCAGCAUUCUUAUUACAAGCCCAAACGGAAAACAUCAAAAAAACAUGGAUGGUACAAAUAACAGCAGCAAUAUCCUGCUUUACCAAGCGUCAGGAAACCAAGAAAAUAUCUUUAUUCACAUUGCCUGCAGAAUCCUCUGAAAUUUAGGGACCUAAAACAAGUGGCAUACGUUUUUAGAGAUUAGAGCUUAAGGUAUUAUUUUAUUCAAACUUUUGAAACACUUAUCAGGUGAUGAGCUAGAAGGAAAAGUGCAUUUUAAAGGAGUUCCAGAAUUUGAGAAUUUGAGCUAGGAAAAUCCUCAGUAUAGAGGAAUAAUGACUGCAACAAAUUUGAACUCUGAGGAAUUUCUUGGCAAAUAUAUACUGAUAUUCAGACUACCUUCUAAUAUUUUAGUCAGGUUUGUAGGAAGUGCGAGUGAAGAAUGGUGCUACUGUAAUUUGUAAAGGGUGAAUGAUCAGAUACAUGGAGUAUCAGAAGGAAAACGUUCACUGCUUGUGUCCAAUGUGAACACCAGCAUCUUACUUUGUGUGUAUCUAUAAAAUAGUGAAACCAAUUUUCCUACAUGGCUUGUAAAUCAGUCCUACUGCUUUAUAGUCCUACCUCAAACACAAUGAUAAUUCUUUUGAUACGAAGUUUGAUUACUCUUUUAAUAUUAUGCAAUAAAUAAGGUCUACAUUUUAACAGCAGCUUUAAAAUUUCUAUUUUACAACAGUUUAUUUAUCUCAGGUAUAAUUUAUAAUACUCUAACUUGGAAGCAGAAAACCAAAAAGACUAAAUUCCAUUGUCUUAUUUCAAGAUAGAAAACACUAAUAUCUGUUCUGCUUUCACCAGUUAACACUUUUACAUGGGAAAUUUUCAUAAAUCUGAAUAGCAAGAUAUCUUUCUCUUAACUUUGGUUUUUGCAGAAUGAUGGUGUUUGUCAUAAAAAUAUUUUCUGGUUUUGAUUGGUAUGUCUGUGUCUACGUGUGUGUUUUAGCACAGUACAGUAACUUAAUUUUAUUUGGCAGGAUUUAAAACUUCAUUAGAAUUUUUUUUUUCUCUUUUUAGAAACCAACCCUGCUGGCAUUCAUUAGAAUUUUUAUCAAGAAAGGCAGUUUGAAUUAUUAUAUACACUUAAUUGCAUUUAAAGAACUAGUGCUUACGGUCAGAUUAUUAUAUCAAAUGAAGUCCACAAACUUCAGUUUCGGGCAUGCUAUCUUUUGAAAUUUCCAAAGUGGAAGCAGUAAAAUUUUUAAGUUUGCCUGCAAGACAACUGAGACCUUAACUAAUUUCUUUAAGCUGAAGCAUGGGAUAGAGAGAGAAUGAUGUUUCCUGGGGAAGUCACGUGCACAGUAAUUCUUUGAGGAAGGUGCAUAUUUCCCCAUGCAAACAAGGCAGUACAGCAAGUGCAGCAGAAAGACUCUUGUGCAAGGGCCCAGCACUCUUAGAAUGGAGAGUAAUAGUCUCUUUGUAGUAAUGGCAGACAUUUAUUAGAAAUAAAGAGAAAAUAAAAGGAAAACCUGGAGAGCAGUAACUAUUGUGAAUAGCUAAGAAUAAGUGAGGAGGAAAAAAGGCAAAGGGAAAAACAGACUUCAACUGAGUUCCUACAGAUGGUUAUCUGGAUGGGACUGAAAGCAAUUAUGUCCAGGAGAAGACAACAUAGAUUUAUGCAAGAGAAGAUGUAUAAAGAAAUUUCUGGCUAAAAAAAUAUUUUUAAAAAAAUUAACAAUCACCUUGCAGGGAUUUUUAGAUAUAAAUCAACCUAGGAGGUGAGCAAUGGACUAGGACUAGGUGAUCUCAGAAGAUCCCUUUAGUCCCAUGAGUCCAGCAACCACAUAUUUAUAGGUAAAAAGGACUAGUUUUCUCCCUUUGAAUUUCAAUAAAGGGAGAAAAAAAUUGACUAAAUUAACAUAAAGUAUGUAAAACAGCUCAAGAAUAUGUUAUACAUAAACUGGAAUUCUAUAAUGUGCAAAAAAUAACAUAUCUAAUAUACAAUAUAUUAAGUGCUUGAGGAUAUAUGCACAUUAAACUCUUCAGAGGGAAGCACAUUAGAAUGAAAUGGGAAAAAAAUACUUUGGAAACUUCAUUCCCUGGGGUAGAAAAGGGGGACAGCAAAAAACAAUGGUACAUUGGACUUUCAAAAAAGUAUCUUUAAAUGGUCACCUGGGUAUUAAACUUAGACACCUAAUAAAAGGAGGGAUUAAUUAUAUAUUUUUAUAUUUCUUUUUACUUUUGUAACUUCUUCACAAUAUUGAAUGGAAUGAAAACGGAACGUCUACAGCAAAAUGGCAUUAACAGUUUCUCUUGAGAUCAGGAACUUAAUUACUAAGUUGAAUACCAUUAAAACCACCACUGUCAAUAUCCAAGUGCAAAGUGCUAAUAUACUGUAAAUAAAUUAAUGCAAAAUA